Messenger RNA from Trametes versicolor FP-101664 SS1, 2219 nucleotides. Its product is annotated as HET-domain-containing protein. Lineage: Eukaryota; Fungi; Basidiomycota; Agaricomycetes; Polyporales; Polyporaceae. The record is from RefSeq and is a predicted model, not a curated record. Bases 1 to 1854 code for a protein of 617 amino acids. The transcript is spliced from 3 exons.
AUGUCGGCGACAGAGGUCGACAGCAGUAUUGAGGUGUAUACCGCUAGUCAGGGCGGCGAGCCACCUUCGAAUCCCAAAACGAUAGUGGAACACUCGACAACCACGCCUCGGACUCAGUCGCAUCCUUCCGAACUCGCGACGAAAAAUCUCCUGUGCACGUCUUGCAAGGACGCCGUCGCGGCCUGUUCUGCCCUACAGAGCCACGAGAAGCCUCCUCGGGGCAAGUCUCGCCUUUGCUCUUAUGCCGAUCGCAAGGCUCUGGAGUCGUCUGCGACGAUGUGUCCGUCCCAGGCCUCUAACACACAAUCGUGCCAUCUGUGUUCCCUCAUCUUGGGCAGGAUCCGUCAAGCAGAGUUUUGGCGGCAGCCGCCUGAGGAUCUCCCUCCCCCUCCUGAACCUAUCAACGUAUACUUCACAGUCGGGCGCACAGGUGGGACUACGUUGGAGAUCGAGGUAGGAGAGAGCGACAGGCAGCGCAGCGUGGGUUAUCUCGUGGUCGUUCCAGCAGACCAUGAAGAGGCCAUGUCAGUGUCUGACACUCCCGACAAUCCUUUCUUCAAGUUCUCUGCCACCAGCCCCAAAGGUACUACGGGCGUCCGCAGGAGUGCCCGCCUCGCGAAGUCGCUUGCGUCAGAAGCAUCAUUCUCUCUGGCUCGAGAAUGGUUAACGCAAUGUCUUGAAAGUCAUGCCGAGUGCACUGAGGCAGCAAGACUAGCGGUGGGACGUCCUUACAGGCUGGUCGACGUCGGAAACGACAACAGUGUAGACCCGAAGAUCAUCGUCAUGGAUUUCUCAAGACCGGUGCCUCCAUACCUCACGCUGAGCCAUUGCUGGGGCGGUGCAAAAAUCCUCCGGCUUCUCCUGGGGAAUAUCGACAUCUUGAGGAAGGGGAUUCCGAUGCACGAGCUACCGAAGACUUUCCAAGAUGCCGUCGUCAUCACCAGGCGCCUGGGAUACCAGUACAUCUGGAUGGACUCCCUCUGCAUCAUCCAGGACUCCCCGUCCGACUGGAAAACCAACGCAGCCAUCAUGGGCGAGAUCUACGCCGGGUCGGUCUGCACAGUAGCCGCACUCACCGCGCGCAACGCCUACGACGGCGGGUGCUUCUUCGAACAAGCCCGCAGCCCCCUUUCCUACCGCCACUGUCAGCUCUCUCCCCACUGGACGGUGAAGCGAAACUCCUACCUCGCACCAGACAUGAGGCUGCGCCCGUCGUGGUCGCCGCUGGAGCCGUUUCCGCUGCACACGCGCGCGUGGGUCGUGCAGGAGCGGCUGCUCGCCCCACGCACGCUCUACUACGGGGCGACGGGGCUCGCGUGGGAGUGUGCGGAGUGUUCGGCGACGGAGAACGUCCCGCACGGGGAGGUGGCGGAGUUCUCGCCCAAGGCGUCCUUCUUCGAGAUCAUGCGCCAGCUUAGGCCCGCUGUCCAGGAGGAGGAGCGCGGCCCCGACCCGGAACUGCAAGAGAAAGUGCAUGCGUUGUGGCUGACCAUCCUCGCUGCGUACGGCCGGUGCUCCCUGACGAGGUUCGACGACCGGCUCGUGGCUGUCUCCGGUGUGCUCAGACGUGUCGAGGCGACGACCGGGUGGCGGAGUAUGUGGGGCAUCUGGAGGGAUAGCGUGCUGGUCGAUCUGCUGUGGUUGGUCGACAGACCGAGUGUGAGGCCCCCAACCUCGGACUACCUAGCGCCGACGUGGUCCUGGGCCGGGCUAGAAGGGGCCGUGUUCAUGGCGGUCGGGGAUGGGAAGGGAUGCGAGUGGGCUGCCGAGGUAGUCGAAGACGGGGUGCUCCAAGACGGCCGCGGAUACGUGAAACUCAAGGCCAUGGCGAGGCAGAUGACUCUUACUGCCUAAGGGAAACUGUAUCCAGCCUCUGACGCUCCGCAACCCCGCUGGGCCGAAGUGAGUUGGGAUCCAGAUGAGCGGCUGGAGACCAGGUGGACCACCGAUGCAUCUCCCGAGUUGAGCAUCUCCCGAGUUGAGAUGCAUCCUUAUAGCCAGACUGUCGAAUUAUUUAGGACAAGGAGUGCCGGUCUUCGAGAUAGGCCUGGUCAUCGCGAAGGUUGGCGGGCAUGACGGGGUAUGGACGAGGUUGGGGUUGUUCAAUCAACCAAGAGAUCGUCCUGUGCCGCUCUUCCCUGAUAAUCCUGACGAAGUGGAACAAUUGACCCAUACCGUCGUCGUCGUAUAGUAUUGUACAUCGUACGUUGCACCUUGAC